UACGUCAUUCUUCUUCCACUUGCAAUAUUUUGUAUCAAGUACUUUACGAAAAUUCAAAGUAAAUUAUUUUACAACUUUGAAUAUGUCUAAAUUAUCACAGAUCUCAGAACACGAGAAACCGUCAAUCAUUCGAGCCAAGCUUCCAACUAUGAUUAUUGUUAAUCCCCGAGCAAAAAUUGGGGGUCGCAAGAUACCCUCAGAAAAUGUAAUGGAUGAAAUGGAAGAAGAAGAAGAUGACACUGAUUUGCAUUUUGAAAUUAAAACAGCUCCAUGGCACGAGCAACCGAUUCUUCCUCCGCAACCCUUACCAAAGUUUCCUUUACAGAUUUCAUGGAGCCCAAGUACUUUAUGUUUUGUCUUGGACGAAGAUCAAGUAACACAUAGACUUUGGAUUACAAACCGCUGUGACCGUACAAUUUUCUUCCACUGCUGUGGAUUAUGGAACGAUACAGUCCGACUUGGUGCCAGCUGGUGCUGCUUUCCUCGAACGAGGAUCUGGCUUCCACCAGGUCUAAGAGCUCCACUCUACGUCCGCGCCACGCCUCGGGAUAUAAUAUCUCCCAUCCCAGAUGGUGUCACCUUCAUGCAAAUAGCUGCAGCACAUCUUAGAGACAAUGUCACUGGCUAUUUUUCUAUACCUAUUAAAGCAAAGUUUUUGAAAUAUAUCCCUCCUCCUGUGGCAGAAGGUGAAUAAUAAUG
Spodoptera frugiperda (fall armyworm) is the source of this 699-nucleotide messenger RNA. RefSeq lists its product as uncharacterized. NCBI's taxonomy places the organism in Eukaryota, Metazoa, Arthropoda, Insecta, Lepidoptera, Noctuidae. Bases 83 to 694 code for a protein of 203 amino acids. The record is from RefSeq and is a predicted model, not a curated record. The transcript has 3 exons.